Molecule: messenger RNA, 1634 nt
Organism: Penaeus chinensis
Lineage: Eukaryota; Metazoa; Arthropoda; Malacostraca; Decapoda; Penaeidae
Exons: 3
Coding region: 179-487 (102 amino acids)
Source: RefSeq, a predicted model, not a curated record
CGGAACAGGUGUCGCCUCUCCACUUCCGUGCCUGUUUUAAAAUUUAAUUCAAACUCUCUCGUUUUCUUUGUGAAAUGUAUCUUAAACGUCGUGUUAGAGAGAGAUAGGUGAUUUUUUUUUUUUCCAAAUGGGUCCUUGUCCCUGAUUUUUUUAUCGAUCAGCUGUUGUGAAGGCAACCAUGGCUCAGGAUUUCUUCAGACAAGUCGGCCGGAGGAGUGAAAAUGCUUUUGCCCUCGACCAAGAUGCAGGCGACGACGGUGCGGACUCGGACAGCGUUUUCAACGUGACGAGACUGCAGGGCACCUCGCAGGAAGACUCCAAGCCCACGACCACCGACGUCCAGCUAUUUAACGACAUUCUCCCCAAGAACGGACCUGUGGAGCCGGGUCAGGCGUCGGUUGGAUCGGCGGACAAGAGCACCGCCCCGACCCCAUCUCCGUGUUUGGAUGACUUGUACUGGAUGUUACCUGGCGCCGUUCAGGUGUGAGUGGGCGGUUGGGAGUAGCUUUACGGGGGGGGGGGGGUAAUGACAAGGUACAGGGGAAAUUUAUUAUUCGUUAGGGCACUGAGGUGGUUAUAUGAGGUUGAAUGUUUUUGCAGCAUGUGAUUUUAGGCGAUUAUGUAUACCUGUCUUUAUCAAUCGCACUGUCGUUUUUUUAACGUGCAUAAUAUCAUAUCUGUGGUAAAAAAAAAAAAAAAAAAAAAAAUACUUUGUGUUUAUUUAAUAAUGGGUUUUCCACCAUUUUAUCAACACGGUAGAGUGGUUUGUCAUUCCUUUUAGUCUUUGCAGUAUUGUUGAUAUAUCUCUUUCAUUUUGUAAAAGGAGGCAAUCUUCAUGUAAUAUCUGUACGUGUGCCUUAAUGAUAUUUGUGUAACCACCUUGUAACACUUUUUAUUUACUUUGCUGGAGAAAGUAAAAGUAACCGUUUACAUUUCUUAGAGCAAAGGGCUCACUCCCGAUGAGUAUGCAUGUUAUACAUGUAGCGAUGAAUGAGGAGGUAUAAGCAUUGUGACCUUAGAGAAAUAUGAUAAUUCAGCACAGCACAGCCACCUCAACAACAUGGUUUAUAGUGGUUUCGACAAAUUGAUUAUGCAUACGUACACACACAUAUACAUACAUGUGUGUAUUCAUUCACUGAUACCAGAUAUUAAGGAAAAAAUGUCUGCGGUUGGUAAUUCAGCUUUGUUGUUAAAGGCGUUUAGCGCUGAUUGUUGUUUUUUAUUUAUAUAUCAUACAUUUUUUAGUUAUGAUUUUUUUUUACAUUGUUCGGGUCUCCUAUUCUCUUUAAAAACCUUGAACUCAUUUGGUAAGAUCAUUUAUAUUCGUGUAAUUUUUUUUUUCAUUGUUCAUUGCGUUGCAUACUUUGGUUCAUCUGCAGUACAUCCCAUGUUCUUGCAUGUCUUAUGAAAAAAUAUGAAGUUUAAUAACAUUCUUUUUUCCAGAUAUGUUUUAUCAUUAUAGGAUUCUACUCAUUCUUAAUUAAUAUCUAGUUUUCUGUUAUAAUAUACUUGUUAUGUUGUAUAUAUAUCAUUCAGUUAUAAAGACGCAUAUUAUUACAUUGCUAUUAUAGGCAAUGUGCAAUAGGAUGAGGUACAAAAACAAUAGCUGUGAUAUAUACUUAUGUUGAAACCAU